This is a messenger RNA of Achroia grisella, 1146 nucleotides long. Its product is annotated as opsin-2. Gene Ontology annotation, cellular component: membrane. Gene Ontology annotation, molecular function: G protein-coupled receptor activity. The record is from RefSeq and is a predicted model, not a curated record. The transcript is spliced from 8 exons. Gene Ontology annotation, biological process: G protein-coupled receptor signaling pathway; visual perception. Lineage: Eukaryota; Metazoa; Arthropoda; Insecta; Lepidoptera; Pyralidae. The coding region runs from base 1 to 1146 and encodes 381 amino acids.
AUGGAAAAUCAAACAUACAACCAAUACAACCACGUACAUGAUCCUCGUUUUGAGUACUAUAGCAGAACUAGUAAUGAAGUGGAGAUGCUCGGCGCCGGUCUAGUCGGAGAGGACUUAGCCGCAGUACCAGAUCACUGGCUCUCGUUUCCCGCACCCCCCGCUAGUGCUCACACUGCCUUGGCCCUGCUAUACAUCUUCUUCACAGCAGCUGCAUUGCUUGGAAACGGCCUUGUGAUAUUCAUAUUUUCAACAACAAAGAGUCUUCGAACAUCAAGCAAUCUUCUGAUCCUGCAAUUAGCUAUACUGGACUUUAUUAUGAUGGCGAAGGCACCUAUAUUUAUCUACAACAGCGCUAUGCGAGGCUUCGCUGCCGGCACGCUUGGAUGUCAAAUAUUUGCUGUCAUGGGAGCUUAUAGUGGUAUUGGUGCAGGAAUGACCAAUGCUUGCAUAGCAUAUGACAGGCAUUCAACUAUCACACGGCCUUUAGAUGGGCGAUUGUCACGUGGUAAAGCCCUGUUGAUGAUAGCUAUGGUCUGGAUUUAUGCUACACCUUGGGCAUUGUUGCCAUUAUUUAAGAUCUGGGGAAGAUAUGUGCCCGAGGGGUACCUAACGUCUUGUAGUUUCGAUUAUCUAACGAACACUUUUGACACAAAAUUAUUCGUGGCAUGCAUUUUUACUUGCAGUUAUGUUUUCCCUAUGUCGAUGAUAAUGUAUUUCUACAGUGGCAUCGUAAAGCAAGUUUUUGCACAUGAAGCAGCAUUGAGGGAGCAAGCUAAGAAGAUGAAUGUGGAAUCGUUGAGAGCAAACCAGAAUAGUGGCGCACAAUCAGCAGAAAUCCGCAUUGCAAAAGCUGCGUUAACAGUAUGUUUCCUGUUUGUGGCGUCGUGGACACCGUACGGCGUAAUGGCUCUUAUAGGUGCAUUCGGAAAUCAACAGCUCCUUACUCCUGGGGUUACAAUGAUACCAGCUGUGGCGUGUAAAGCAGUGGCUUGUAUAGAUCCAUGGGUUUAUGCAAUAAGUCAUCCAAAAUAUAGACAAGAACUUCAACGGCGUAUGCCAUGGCUUCAAAUCCAUGAACCCGACGAUACUACUUCCACUGCUACGAUGAAUACGGUGAACAGUGCUCCUCCUGCCACGACCGCUUAG